AUGAAAAGCAUGGUUAACUGUAUUUAAUUUAUUUACUGUUGUGACUUUAAUAUUUUUUCAUAUAAAAUUAUUUGUGUUGAAAAGUUUGGAUUAAAUUAGUUCAAAAUGUUAUCAGUUAAUAAUAUUUUUCAACUCAGUAUAAAAAGGGUCAUGACUAUACCUUGUAAACUUAAACAAAUGGGUACAGCAAAAAUUAUUAAGAAUCAAACAACGCGGAAUUGGCGUCAAUUUUCAACCGAUAAUUUUGGACUUGUUGAUAACAUCAAACGAGACACUGUAGUUUAUGCUCUUACAAGUGUGGCUUCCUAUUUCAGAAGAACGGUAUUGUCUACAUUUGGUGCUUGUAUUUGUGUGUAUGGAUCAACUUUUGUUGUUUCUUUGGUAAGCCUUCCCGAGGAAAGUAAACAUCGCGGUCCAGUACCUUUCCUGUUGAAAAAUCGUUGGCUUAUUACUAUAGCUUUUGCGAUGAUGGGAAUUGUGGCAUUUUCUGUCAAUAAAUAUUUUCUUUGGAGGACAAUAACAAGAAUAGAAAUAAAAGCUGAUGGUAGAACGGUGCAUUUCAUGGCUCUCAAUAGGUUACCUUUAUCAAGAACUCAAUACUCUUUCGAAGUUCCUUUAAAUCAUGUUUCCUGUAUUCAAGCUCGUCUUAACGCUAAAGCACCAUUCGUGGUUAUCAAAAUUAAGGGUAAAAGAGGAUCUUUCUACAUCGAUAAAGAAGGACUAUUCCCUAAUCCUUCCUUAUUUGAUUAUAGUAUUGGCGUGAACCGCAAAAUUUAACCUGAUCUUGUAUUAUAUGUUUUGUAUUUAUUGCAGUUAUAUUAAUGAAAUUUAUAUUCCAUAAUAUUGAUCACUCGAAUAUUAAGAUUCAAGAAUCAAAAUCAUUGUUCGACUGGAUACAGAUAUGGAUAAUAUUCAUGGACAGUUUGACUUUUUUUAGCACAAAACAAAUGAUAAAUGAAUCGAUAUGAUAUUUAUCAACAAAAAUAUCUUUGAAGAUAAAUUUUUAAGUUAGAUUGCGAUUUGUGAAUAGAUUCAUAAUAAAAGAAAAUGCCAAAUUAAAAUUUAA
Tetranychus urticae (two-spotted spider mite) is the source of this 1066-nucleotide messenger RNA. Its product is annotated as transmembrane protein 223. The record is from RefSeq and is a predicted model, not a curated record. Gene Ontology annotation, cellular component: mitochondrion. NCBI's taxonomy places the organism in Eukaryota, Metazoa, Arthropoda, Arachnida, Trombidiformes, Tetranychidae.